CAUUAAUCUGUGAGGCCAAACACAGUCCAACAUCCAUUCAAUCCCAGCACUCUUUAUACAUGCGUGACAGCUCACACACACACACACACUCACACACAUAUGCACUUCUCCGAUCAUAGUGUGUGAAGCUGCAAGGACACAGACUGAGACUUGGAAAAUGAACCUCUUCUGCUUCACUCUGGAUGGCUCUACAGACAGCCUGUACGAGCCGGCCCAGAUCGGCCAGAACAGUCAAGACUUAUUACCCAGAAGGCUCCCCAGCCCCAACUCUGUGAAAAUCAUGGGCAUGUGGAGUGGAUCUGAGCCAUGCAUCACCAUGAAGCUUCCAGAGACUCACACAAGUAAGACUCAAGAAAGUAAAACUUUGGAAAAGGCAAAGAGAAAGUCCCAAAUACUACCGACAUCAGAAGAUGAGACUACAGAUCAUACAGAGUCUGAUGCCCACUGGCUGUCCACCAGGAAAAAAGACGGCUUGGUACACAGCAAGAACUAUUUGAACACAGAGAUGGUCAAAGAUCACCGGUCAAAACUCACUAGAGAAGAGGAAGAGGAGCGGGUGACUUCAGAAAAGACCUCCGUCCAGGGUGUGAAUUUUGAAGCCUGGAAUCCCAAUAGAGAGAACUCUCAAUGUAGACAGCAAGAUUUGUCCAGGAGGUCAGAAGGCGAGGAUGAGGCACAAGGUACACUGAAGAAGAUCCAGAAACUGGUGGGAGUGAAAAAGGGUGGUCAAAGCACCACGGAGGAGGCGAGGAACAACACAGAGCCUGGAGAAUCCAGUGGCAAAGACCACAGUCCUGUCAUAACCUGCAUCAGUCUGGCCAAAAAAGCUGAGAAGAAGCACACAAGGGCAUCCACACGGCAAUCCCAGCAGCCACUGCAGGAUAAAGACGAUAACACAGAAACGGAGGGUUCGUGGAGCCCGGGGCUCUUUCAGGAGUACUGGAGCACCAUGGCAUAUUCUCCAACGUGGGACAUGUCCACACACACCUGUCACAAGUCAACGGCCGAACAGGUCAUGUACAACUUCAACUUCACCCUCCCCAGAGACACGGACUGGGGGAAAUACGAGGAGCUCUUCCACCGACUGGACCCCUACAAACGAGAGCAGCAAGAGAGGUGGAUCACCCACUCAGUCAUGGACCUGGACGUGCCGGACCCUCUGGAGCUGAGCGGCUUUCUGGCAGGUGAAAUUAAGAGAAAAACAUUUGACGCAGUUGGCAGAAUGCUUCAAAGAAAACCAUCCAAUGCCUCUGACAAACCAAGGAACAAACCCAAGCGAUCCACCAGUUUUGGGAUUUUUGACAGACAGCAGCCCACCCAUGUCAAGGCAGAAGAGAAGGUAGAAAGUAUGCCCGUGGAAGCAGCUGAGGUGGAUCCCUGUAAAUCAGGAGGUCUCGGGAAGAAGAUGAAGAACAUCUCACUGACCAUGCGUAAAAAGAUGGGCCGGAAAUACACUAAAGCCCUGUCAGAGGAAAUGGGCGAGGAGAACGACGCCGCGGCGGCUGAAGUCGUGGACGGCGCGCUGGCCAAAGGCUGCAACCACUCCAGUAACUCCGUAGAGAGUUUGUUCAGCUUGCACAGCGGCCAGAGUACAUCUAGUGGUGUGACCAGCGGCUCCGAGGGUUGUAGUAACAGGGACAGCCUGCGUUUAGAAGAAUAUGUGCCCUAUACGGGCCAGUUCUGCGGGAGAGCCAAGGUCCACACCGACUUCCUUCCCAGUCCAUAUGACACAGAGUCUCUCAAACUCAAGGUGGGAGAUGUGAUUGAUAUCAUCAGCAAACCCGCAAUGGGAAUCUGGACUGGGAUGUUGAAUGGUAAAGUGGGAAGCUUCAAGUUCAUCUACGUCAACAUUCUGGUGGAGGAAAGUGUGCCGGAACCGAGGAUUCGCUCUCACCGGAGAAGCAAAAGACCUCGACCCAAAACUCUUCAGGAACUUCUGGAAAGACUCCAUCUGGAGGAGCACAUUUCAUCUCUGCUGUUGAACGGGUAUCAGACAGUGGAAGAUCUGCGGGAUUUGAAGGAGCAGCACCUCGUGGAGCUCAAUGUGACCGACCCUGAACACAGACACCGGCUGCUGCUGGCGGCAGAAAGCUUGCAGGACCCUGAAUAUAAUAAUCAGAGCAAUGGAGAGACAGACGAGGAGCCCAAAUCUCCCUCUGAUCAGGUCAAAGCCGAACUGAGCGACUGUCCCAGAGACUCGGGCUGUUACAUCGGAUCUGACUGCUCAGACAACAGUAAAGAGGACGCAGAGAGCCAGCCGGCCCCUCUCAGCCCACCUGCAACCCAAGCAUAACCACAGCCCUGCAGAAUGCUGUUUAUCUCGUCCUCGCCUGCCUCUGGUUGGUGCAAAGACUGUUACCCACUGGCCACAACCUAUUUUGGUCAGAGUCUUGACUGUGUAAAGAAGCCUUUGUGUUUCAGAGCUGUUGCAUUAAGGUGUUUCGGUCCAGGGAUUGUUCUCUGAUGACACUGGAUUACACCAAAUCAAGGACACUGAGAGAAGUUGUUAUAGAUAUUAACGAUGACAUGUAAAUAUACUGUUAAUAUGGUGAGAUUGGUUACGCUUUGCUCUUGUAAACGGUUUAAACUUUGCCUUGCAGAUGUUAGACAAAACAACAAACUACGGAAAUUACAAAUGCAUUAUUUUACGCAAUAAAAAUAUAUCUUUAUAUCAUA
Molecule: messenger RNA, 2676 nt
Organism: Carassius gibelio (silver crucian carp)
Lineage: Eukaryota; Metazoa; Chordata; Actinopteri; Cypriniformes; Cyprinidae
Exons: 17
Coding region: 158-2293 (711 amino acids)
Molecular function (GO): protein binding
Source: RefSeq, a predicted model, not a curated record